AUGGGUGUUAGCUCAUUCAUACGCAACUCUCUCCCUCUCCCACCGCACGUCUACAAGGGCGAGGAGUAUUUCUGUCGGUUCACUCCGCGCAUCCACCGCGAUGCCCGUCUCGCGGACGCAGGGUCAUGGCAGUGCCAGGUCGACUUUCUGGAAUCCAGCAAGGCCGCUCGGGCGGGCGCGACUCGCAACAAAGAGGUAUCCAGCUACGCUGUGGGAUGCAUCAACCCGGUCGUCGGCAACUUCACUGCCUUGUGUGCCUGUGAAGCCUUAAGCGACCGCCUUGCGCUCACAACGUACAUGGUGGAGUAUGCCUAUAUCCACGAUGAUGUGAUCGAGUAUUCCGAGAAGAAGGAUGAAUCUCAGCUGGUGGUGGCGAAUCGACAACUCAUCGAAGGUCUCACACUAGACGGAGAAGUCGGUGAGGGCUCAAAGGACCAUGUCAGAAGACGACAGUUACAAGCCAAGAUGGUCAUGGAGCUUAUGGAAGUCGAUAAGGAACAAGCAAAGAAAUGCCUUCGUCUGUGGAAGGAAAUGUCGGAAGUGUUUGUUCAGAUUAGAGACAUGGACUUCACUGCCAUGGACGACUACCUCAAAUUCCGCGUAGUGGAUGCGGGCUGCCCCUGGACUAUGAGCCUGCUGUGCUUUUCCAUGGAUUUCACCUUAAACGACGAAGAAGAGGAGAAAACCUUGGCGCUCACCUGGGCAGCCUACGACGCCUGGGUUUUAGUGAAUGACUACUUUUCGUGGGAAAAAGAAUGGAAGAACCACGAGGCCAACGGUGGCAAAGGGAUGAUCGCCAACGCCAUCUUCCUCUUCAUGAAGUGGUAUUCCGUCGACGCGGAGGAAGGUAAGAAGAUGUUGCGAAAGGAGAUCCUCGCGCGCGAGGAAAAGUACUGCAAGGCCAAAGACGACUUUUUGGCGAGCGCUGAUGCGACGGACAAGACAACUGAGUGGCUCGAGCUGCUCGAUCUGGUGACGGCGGGGAACUUCGCUUGGAGCAUGACGACUGCCCGCUACCGAUUUGGCGCUGAAGACUCAUAUCCAGCUCUAAGAGCCACGUGCUCAGAGACCGCGGAUUCUGGCAUCACGGACAGUCUUGGUAGCCCGAUUUCACUCAACGCUGCGACGAUGGCGGACAAGAUCGACGUGGUCCUGAAAGACCGUAGGUACCUCGACUAUAGCAUUCGAGAGCGUCGGACUUCGAAACCUGAGCCAAAAGCGGCGGACCGGCAAUCGAUUGAUCCUCCCGAGAAAAUCGAAUACAAGAAGAACCAAGUUGUCCAUCUUCAGCAGUAUGAGGAGAUAGCCCUGCAGCCUCAAGAAUACUUGGAGAUGAUGCCGUCGAAAGGGGUCAGAAAUGCGGUGAUAGACGGCCUAGAAGUUUGGUACCACGUUCCUGAACGGUCACUCUCAACUAUUAGAGAAAUCGUAAAAUUACUACACAGCUCCUCCCUCAUGCUGGAUGACAUUGAGGAUAACUCCCCAUUAAGGAGAGGAUUUCCAUCUACGCAUGUCGUCUUUGGUGUCAAUCAGACCCUCAAUUCCGCCAACCUACUAAUAAUGAAAGCCCUGAAAGCCGCAGAGUCACUUUCGCCCCAUGCUGUGCGCAUUUUUAUAGACAGACUCACUGAUGGGCAUAUCGGUCAGGGGCUAGACCUCCACUGGACGCACAAUACGGAGAUACCCACCGAGGAAGAAUACUUUACUAUGGUCGAUGGAAAAACCGGAAGCCUCUUCAUCAUGCUAGCCGAACUGAUGCGCUCCGAAGCUACGAAGCACAAAGACCUCGACGCCGGCCUUCUCAUGAAACUCGUCGGCCGCUUCUUCCAGGCGCGCGACGACUACCAGAAUCUCCAAUGCGAAGAGUACACCAAAAAGAAAGGGUUCGCCGAAGACAUCGGCGAAGGCAAGAUCUCGCUCCCGCUGAUCCACGCCUUCCGCUCCAAGUCGCCGCACCGCAGCCGCCUGCAGAGCAUCCUGCAGCAGCGGAAAGCGGGCAACGGCCUCUCGCCAGAGGUGCGCAAGCUCGCGCUCGACGACAUAAAAGCGACGGGCGGGCUCGAGUACGCGAAGAAGACGACGAUUGAGCUGCAGGAGGCGGUCAAUGAGACGCUUACGAUGUACGAGAAUAAGGUGGGCGAGAAGAAUUGGCUGUUGCGGUUGGCGCAGAAAAGGUUGGAGAUAGAGGUUUAG
Hypoxylon fragiforme is the source of this 2193-nucleotide messenger RNA. RefSeq names its product isoprenoid synthase domain-containing protein. Gene Ontology annotation, molecular function: prenyltransferase activity. Lineage: Eukaryota; Fungi; Ascomycota; Sordariomycetes; Xylariales; Hypoxylaceae. The record is from RefSeq and is a predicted model, not a curated record. The transcript has 8 exons. Gene Ontology annotation, biological process: isoprenoid biosynthetic process. The coding region runs from base 1 to 2193 and encodes 730 amino acids.